AUGCCGCCGUUCUCACCUCCCGCACUCGCUCUUGCUCCUCCUCCAACGCCACUCAGUCCCAAACUCCCCGACAGCGACGGACAUUCACCACCUGUAUCGGUGCAUCCUCCUCCGACGACAACUACACGGGAGGCACCUUGUCCUCCUGUCCGUCAUCUGCCGCAACAACCACACCAGCGUCGUCAGGCUGCUUGGCGUGUCCAUCUCAUGGGACUACAUUUACCUAGUCUACGAGUUCGUCAAGGGAGCAAACCUCAUCAAUUGCUUGAGGAAUCCCGACUUCAUAGUCUCGACCUGGAUUUCCAGAAUCCGGAUCAGAUGGACCUCGCCCACGCGUUGGAUUACGUCCACACCAAAACCGGCCUGACAUGA
Linum trigynum is the source of this 372-nucleotide messenger RNA. The record is from the annotation of a GenBank genome assembly. NCBI's taxonomy places the organism in Eukaryota, Viridiplantae, Streptophyta, Magnoliopsida, Malpighiales, Linaceae.